Mercenaria mercenaria is the source of this 2271-nucleotide messenger RNA. RefSeq lists its product as uncharacterized. The transcript has 4 exons. NCBI's taxonomy places the organism in Eukaryota, Metazoa, Mollusca, Bivalvia, Venerida, Veneridae. Bases 369 to 1325 code for a protein of 318 amino acids. The record is from RefSeq and is a predicted model, not a curated record.
CUCCAUUUAGUAACUGGUAAAGGACAUAAUUGUUUUGUGUAUCAAGGAGACCAUCUUAAUUAAACUACCGUUGCUAAUUGUUUUUAACUGUUUCGUUAAGUAUACAGUUUCUGUUUUAGCGUCUUUUCUUUGUAAAAAAGGCUAUAUUACGAUUUGUUUGCUCAUUACGUAAAGGAUAUAUUUAAAGGGUAGUAUGGAAUACCCAAUCUGAUCACCUCGGCCUUUAUGCUACGUGUAUUUACCGGAGUAUACGGAAAUGCCCGAUGUUGCACGAUUGCUGGAAUACCAUUAACUAACAUUGGCAAUAAAAGUAAACACAUACGUUUGUGUAGUCAUCUUUCAACGUUUAUUUAGCCAUUAACGCAUCGAUGUCCACCGGUAUUGACCAGGCCGUACAAACUGUAGGACAGGGGUUAGAGUCAGAACCUACAACUGGUCAGACUGAAAAUGGAAACAAUGGAACCAUGUUGGAAGAAUUUGUAGACAUCCAUGUCGCUCAGCAUCGUGUUAAUCGAUCUACAGUCGCCCAGCAAAGCCAAGGGGCGGAACCACCACCUGAAGCUGUGACUGAACAACUGCGCCAAAGAAUCAGAGAGCUUGAGGCGGUUGUUCAAUCGCAAAAUGAAGACUUAAUACGUAAUCAAAUUGACAAGAGAAACUACGAAGCUACUCUCGAAAGGCUAGCAAGAGUCAAGACUGAAAAAGAAGUGAUAGAAGAAAACAGGGAAAAGUUGCUCACAGAGAAGUUGUUCUUCCAACAGCAAGCUGAAGGAUACAUCAAAGACAUUGAUGGGUAUAGGGAAAGGCUAGAAGACUGUAACAGGCAACUUUUGAGUGCACGUAAUGAUACGGAUGAAAAGAUUAAAGGAUUAGAAAAAGCAGCGUGUUUUUGGAAAGAAAAGUAUGAAAAUGAAAAAGGAUCGAUGACGGAAAAUCGUGCCCAGUACUCCGGGUCCUUGCAGGCAAUCAGCUGUGAUCAUGGAGGACAGAAACCUGAAGGCAUACGCAGUUUGGAUUCUCCCCGUCAGUCAAAGCGAAGGAGACAUACCUUCCAUCAAUCACCCACUGUUCUCCCAAAAUGUAAAAACUGUUCAACUGUAUUCGACAGAUUGAAGCCUCAUGAAGUACAAUGCAGGUUCCAUCGGUCAGGUCCACAACCUUGGAAGAUUUGGAAGAAACAAUUAUGUGAAGUCAACCAGAAGUUUGAUCACGUGAAUACACAAGGGUACAUGUACUGGCCGUGUUGUGGGCACGUAGGACUGAAAGAGCCACCGGGGUGUUUGAAACUCAAAGGUCACGAUUUGUCUAGCCCUGGCGAAGAGUAAAAAUGGGCUCGCAUGCAAAAUGUGUUUCUGUGAGAAUGACUUCAAACUUAUGCUUGGAAUAUACAUCAUACAUCAUUUGUAUGGUUCAAGUAAUUUUAUAAGAAUUGAACGAGCUGCGCGCGACAAACAUAUUUUGCAUAUACUUUAGAAUUGUUACAGAAACUUACGUUUUUAAUAAGUUCUUGAUAUAUGCAUUUGUGUAGUUCAUUCCUUCUUUAAAGAUACCUUUACGAAAUGAUCUUAAAGAUGUGAAUACAAUAGUUGUGCCUUGCAUUUGCUGCGAACAUACACAUCCGCGGGAAAUAUUCGCGGGUUGUUCAUCACUAGCCGCAACCGCGAUGCAAUUGAUUUGAUGCUAGUUCGCGAGAUAUUCGCGGCAAGAUCAGUGAUCACAGUUGGUUUAUUUCGUAAACUUCUCGCAACACAUCCACUUGAAGUACUUUGAUUUUAUCAGGUAUUUGUGGAUCAAUUUACAUACAACUUUAUCUGUAUGGUCUCAGUAAGGGUACACCCAUUGUUUUGUCCCAUGUUUAGAGUGAACACUGCUAUUUAUUACAGAGAUUUAUUCUUCAGAUGUGCAUUGUUGCUCUAUGCUGGAAAAACUGAUACACAUAGAACAACUGAUACACAUAUCAAUUGUUCUAGCAUAGAAACAAUUGAGGACCCCAUUGGAAAAAAGUCAGAUUUUUAUGGGCUAUCCUGCAUAUAUACAUCUUCCUCAGUACACUUCUUUUUUUCCAUUCCAAGUCUGACUAAAAUGAGCUAGGUUUUAUGUAGGCAUAGGUAUCUAUAAGCUAAAUGGUUAUUGCAGACAGUAAUAAGUUAUGUGCUAGUAAAUGUGCUCAAGAAAUUCUGUGAUAUAUUUUAUUGUGAUAUUUUAUGCGAUGUGUAUGAAAUGUUGUGAUAAAAUAUGAUAUGUACAUGCAAAUAAAUCUAUCCAUCUAUU